GCAUAUAAAGCAUGUGCAAUGAUCGGUCCUUAUUGCACCACAAAAUGGGGUAUACGAGGUUUAACACAAACUUCUGCUAUAGAAUGGGCUCCAUACAAUAUUACAGUUAAUGCUGAUGUUUCUGACAGUAAAUCAGUCGAAAAAAUGAUUCAAGACGCUGCAGAAAACUUAGGAAGCCUAGAUGUAGUAGUGGCAAAUGCAGGAAUUGGUGAGGUAAAAUCACUCUUAGAUACGACUGUAGAAGAGUGGGAUAGAGUUUUUGCAGUAAACCUGCGUGGAGUAUUUCUUUGUUACAAAGAAGCAGCUAAAAUUAUGAUUAAACAAGGUAGAGGAGGAAAAAUUAUUGGUGCAUGUAGCUCUGUUGCAUAUAAAGCAUGUGCAAUGAUCGGUCCUUAUUGCACCACAAAAUGGGGUAUACGAGGUUUAACACAAACUUCUGCUAUAGAAUGGGCUCCAUACAAUAUUACAGUUAAUGCUUAUUGUCCAGGACUCAUUAAGACAUCGAUGUCUGACAAAUCUAAUGAAGAACUUUCAAAACUUCAAGGAAAGACAUUGAACGAUAUUGUGGACGAUUCUUUAAAAACAAUUCCACUUGGUCGCAUAGGAUAUCCAGAUGACGUCGCAAACUUAGUUUCAUUUCUUGCAAGCAAAGAUUCUGACUACAUUACUGGACAGAAUAUUUUAGUUAAUGGUGGAAGAGAUUUUUCUUAA
Molecule: messenger RNA, 711 nt
Organism: Rotaria sp. Silwood2
Lineage: Eukaryota; Metazoa; Rotifera; Eurotatoria; Philodinida; Philodinidae
Source: the annotation of a GenBank genome assembly